This is a messenger RNA of Penaeus vannamei (Pacific white shrimp), 1463 nucleotides long. Its product is annotated as CDK-activating kinase assembly factor MAT1. Gene Ontology annotation, biological process: regulation of transcription by RNA polymerase II; nucleotide-excision repair; positive regulation of cyclin-dependent protein serine/threonine kinase activity. Gene Ontology annotation, cellular component: transcription factor TFIIH holo complex. Gene Ontology annotation, molecular function: cyclin-dependent protein serine/threonine kinase activator activity. Lineage: Eukaryota; Metazoa; Arthropoda; Malacostraca; Decapoda; Penaeidae. The record is from RefSeq and is a predicted model, not a curated record.
AUCCCUUACUUCUUGCUCUCAAAACAAAACCUCUGAGACGAAACACCAAACGUGCCAUUCCACUUGUGAUAUUUCUUCUUUAAUACUAUAUCAGGAUGGGGGACUAUUACGACUCCUCCUAUGAGGUCCAGUGCCCUGUAUGUAAGGGCACAAAAUAUCGUAAUCCACAGAUGAAGCUCAUGGUCAAUGUUUGUGGGCAUCCACAGUGUGAUGCAUGUGUCAGAAUGAACUUUAUUAAAGAGUCAGCACAGUGUUAUGAGUGCAACAUUGUACUUAAACGUGCAAAGUUUCGGGUGCAGAUGUUUGAAGAUCCACUUGUAGAAAAGGAAAUAGAUAUUAGAAGAAAGGUUAUGAGAAUUUACAAUAAAUCAGAGGAGGACUUUGAAACAGCAGACGAGUGGAACCUUUAUCUAGAAGAAAUAGAAGAGAUUGUCUUUAACAUCACAAAUGACAUUAACCGCCUAGAAAUGGAGAAGAAAAUUGAGAACUAUGAACGUAUGAAUAAAGACGAAAUCAGGAGAAAUUAUACAAAGAAGAGUAAGGAGCUGGAAGAAAUAGAUAAGCAAAUUGAUGCAGACAUGAUGAGAGAAAUGGAAAGAAAGAAGUGGCAGGAAGAGGAGAACGAAAGAUCUAAAAUUUCUCGGGAGCGCAACAAGACAUCUCUUCUACAGGACCUUAUGGCAUCAGAUGGUGAUGCAUCCCUUAUUGUGCAGUCUCAUGCAGAACGCUUGAAGAUUGAACAACAGAAGGAAGAACAGGUGAAGAAAGAAAAAGAAAUAUUAAGAAGACAACAAAUAAUGUCACAGGAAUUUUCAUCUGGUGUCAAGAUUGGAUUUGCAGGGAUUAGUGCUCCUAUCAAAGUUCAGAAGGAGCAACAGUACGAGUACGAGCCUCCAAAUCUUCCACCUUCACUGCCAGCUCCCACCUGGGACGAGCUGGAAUCGGGUGGUUACCUUAACCACGUACGCCGAGCUUCACCUUCAGCUGUCGCAGGAGGAUACACAGAACACUAUGCUUGUCUCAGGGCUUUGCAGGACUUUAUGAGUUCUCAUAUGUUAAUACCUAGAUCUAAAGAACAAGAAGUAUAAUAUAUUAAUAUAAUAAUAUAUAUAACUUUGGUAUUUUGUAUAAGAAUUUUCUUUGGGGCUUUCAGAUUUCUCCAGUGUAUUUAGAUAAAUUAUGGAAGCAGUGUUUACAGAGAGGUUUAAAGUAACCACAAAACAGCCAAAGAAAACACUGCUAUACAUUGCUUUUCUUUUAGGUAACUUUAUUUCCCCGGUUGAAAUAUGAUCCGCAUGCCAGGUUGGAUGUUAAGUGUACAAUAUACAAUAUACCUCAGUAUCUUUCAUGCAAGAGUUAAUUUAGAGCUCUUGAGCAAACAAAAGGGUAAAACUUCCUUAUCAGUGCUGUCCAAUGUUACUUUACUGGAGGCAAAAAAAACAAUAACAAAGUAUAAUUUUUCA